UCACACUAUGUCGGCUGGAGUGUUUUAAUGUUGGCCUCGAAAGCGGUAAACACAAUGGGAUACGAUAUUCAACACGCGUGUAAUGUUAAUUUGCAGUUCAGUUUUGUAAGGAUUGCAUAAGACAUCUACACUCAUCAAAAUGGCUGACGAAGGUAUUGACCACGAUUUUGGAGGAGGUGAUGCAGGAUCUGCCUUGACUUUCCCUAUCCAGUGUUCCGCUUUGCGAAAGGGUGGACAUGUUAUCAUCAAGGGACGUCCCUGCCGUAUCGUAGAUAUGUCUACUUCAAAGACUGGAAAGCACGGUCACGCCAAGGUGAACAUGACUGCUAUUGAUAUCUUCACUGGCAAGAAGCUCGAAGAUAUGUCGCCAUCCACACACAACAUGGAGGUGCCUAUCGUAAAGCGUCGUGAUUUCCAGCUUUUGGACAUCGAUGAUGGUUUCUUGUCAUUAAUGAACGAUGAUGGAUCCACCAAGGAUGACCUUAAGUUACCCGAUAACGAUCUUGGUAAGCAGAUUCAAGAUUCUUUCGACGAUGGAACCGACAUUCAGAUCACAGUUAUCAGCGCUAUGAACGAGGAGGCCGCUAUCGGAAUCAAGAACAUGGCUUAAAUAUAAAUGUUAGACUUAAUUUGUAUAAUAUUAUAUUGUAGUUCGAACGAUUUUUCAAGCAAACAUUAUUCAGUCUAUAGUGUCAUUUAUGUGUCUACUAUCUGCCGAAAACGUUGAAGGCGUUGUCGAUCGUUUGUUCACAUAAUCGUGCGAGUUGUUGUCUGGAAGCUAUUGCUCUCGAGUUGUUGUGUUUACGUAUGGACUGUCACCUUGUUCAAUGCUAUUGAUGUAUACACUGUAUCCGAGGUGUUUAUCGAAAUUUAUGAAGUUGUAAUGUAAUUUUUUAGCAUAUUUUUAUAAACGAAUAGCUUGUUGUGUUUGUAUACGAGAGUUAUAUAUCGAUGCCUGUAUUGUUAGCAUAUGAAGCGUACUUUGGAAAGUCCGCAAUUCGGAAUAGUUUGUUGCAUCUGUCUGUAUGAGCUUUAAUUUAAGUCUGUUCAAUCUGGAGAUGUUCUGCGACGAUUGGUAUGCACGUCAUAUGUAGGGAGCAUAACAUGGAACCGCCAGAGCCUAUGGUAUACAGAGAGAGUAAGAAGUGGAAAGCACCGAUAUGUACGCUUAGUGUAGAUUCUUAUUGGUAAUGCUAGUAGGGGGGCGAAUGUAUGUUUCCAUACGGUAAACGUAUCGUUGCUUCAGUUGAUAUUCUUUAGGCUUGUUCUAGCUUUGGGCCUCUUCAAGAAAUACGAACUGUAGUUUUAUUAGUUAUCGAAAUCGAAGAAUUAUAGAAGAACCACAAGCAGCGGCGGAGACGCGACAAUAAACGAAACUGCAUAAUUUAAUAAUGUUUGGUGAACUAAGGUUGUAUCUCGCUUUGCUUUAUCUUGUACUGUUGCUUUGUUCAUAGCACAUUAAGAGCUUUCAGUCGUCGGGGUGCAAACUGUAACGAGAUUCGCGGUUGAGAAUCUUUUAGAUGACAACACUGUGGCAGAGCUGAAGAUGAUACAUCGUAUAUGCUGCACUCCUGGCUACAGGGAGCAUUAUACAUCCACUCUUUUCUCCUGUAC
This is a messenger RNA of Sphaeroforma arctica JP610, 1614 nucleotides long. Its product is annotated as eukaryotic translation initiation factor 5A-1. The record is from RefSeq and is a predicted model, not a curated record. The transcript has 5 exons. Gene Ontology annotation, biological process: positive regulation of translational elongation; positive regulation of translational termination. NCBI's taxonomy places the organism in Eukaryota, Ichthyosporea, Ichthyophonida. Gene Ontology annotation, molecular function: translation elongation factor activity; ribosome binding; RNA binding. The coding region runs from base 140 to 610 and encodes 156 amino acids.